This is a messenger RNA of Zonotrichia albicollis (white-throated sparrow), 2880 nucleotides long. The record is from RefSeq and is a predicted model, not a curated record. NCBI's taxonomy places the organism in Eukaryota, Metazoa, Chordata, Aves, Passeriformes, Passerellidae.
GUAUCUUCAUGUUCUGAUGGUCUUCUGGUCCUUCGUGGCUGGGGUCGUCACCUUCUACUGUUCCUUGGGACCGGACUCCCUCCUGCCCAAUUUUUUGUUCACAAUAAAAUAUAAACCCAAGCAGUUGGAAUUGCCGGAGCUGUUUCCCCAUGGUCACAGCUGUGCUGUGUGUGGCAAGGUCAAAUGCAAGAGGCACAGACCUACUUUGCUUCUGGAAAACUAUCAGCCAUGGCUGGAUCUGAAAGUGCCUUCCAAGGUUGAUGCAUCACUUUCAGAGGUGCUUGAGUUGGUGCUGGAAAACUUUAUUUAUCCGUGGUACAGAAAUAUUACUGAUGAUGAGUCCUCAGUGGAUGAACUGAGAGGGACACUACGGUUUUUUGCAUCUGUCUUAGUUCGGAGAAUUCACAAGGUGGACAUUCCAACGGUUGUAACAAAGAAGAUGCUCAAGGCAGCAAUGAAACACAUUGAAGUAAUAGCCAAGGCCAGGCAAAAAGUAAAAAAUGCGGAAUUUUUGCAGCAAGCUGCUUUAGAAGAAUAUGGACCAGAACUGCAUGUUGCUUUGAGAAGCCGAAGAGAUGAACUUCACUACUUGAGAAAACUUACUGAACUUCUUUUUCCUUAUAUUUUGCCCCCAAAGUCAACAGAGUGCAGAUCCCUGGCCCUUCUGAUUAGAGAGAUUCUCCCUGGUUCAGUUUUCCUUCCCUCAAUGGAUUUCUUAGCUGACCCUGAUACUGUCAACCAUUUACUGCUGAUCUUCAUUGAUGAUAGUCCACCUGAGAUAGCAACUGAGCCUACUUCUUCAUUGGUUCCAUUCCUUCAGAAAUUUGCCGAGCCAAGAAAUAAAAAACCAUCUGUACUGAAACUGGAGCUAAAGGAGAUCAGAGAUCAGCAGGACCUUUUAUUUCGGUUUAUGAACUUCCUGAAACAGGAAGGGGCUGUCCAUGUGCUGCAGUUCUGCCUGGCUGUGGAGGAAUUCAAUGACCGAAUUUUGAGACCAGAACUAUCAGAUACUGAAAAGAUGUCUCUUCAUGACGAAGUACAGAAAAUUUAUAAAACCUACUGUUUGGAUGAAAGCAUUGACAAGAUUAGAUUUGACCCUUUCAUUGUGGAAGAGAUUCAAAGAAUUGCUGAAGGUCCAUAUAAGGAUGUUGUGAAACUUCAGACUAUGCGGUGUCUGUUUGAAGCUUAUGAGCACGUCCUGUCUCUGCUCGAGAAUGUUUUUACUCCCAUGUUCUGUCACAGUGAUGAGUACUUCAGACACCUUUUGAGAGGAGCAGAGUCCCCAACCCGCAAUUCAAAGUUUAACAGAAGUAGCCUGAGUUUGGAUGACUUACGGACCACACAAAAGAGAGGAGAAUCAUUUGGAAUCAGCAAAAUAGGAAACAAAAUAAAAGGUGUAUUCAAGAGUUCUGCAAUGGAAGGAGCUAUGUUGCCUAACUAUAACUUAAAUGAAGGAGAAGAUGAUUUUAUUGAAGAAGGUGUUAUGGUGAUGGAAGAUGAUUCUCCUGAGGAGGCUGUUACCACCCCAAAUACACCCCGCAACCUUGCUGCUUGGAAAAUCAGCAUCCCAUAUGUUGAUUUUUUUGAUGAUCCCUCCUUGGAAAGAAAAGACAGAAAGGAGAGAAUUCCUGUAUUCUGCAUUGAUGUAGAGAGAAAUGACAGAAGGGCAGUUGGACAUGAACCUGAACAUUGGUCUGUCUACAGGAGGUAUCUUGAAUUCUACGUGCUUGAAUCAAAACUUACAGAAUUUCAUGGUACAUUUCCUGAUGCUCAGCUUCCCUCAAAGAGAAUCAUUGGCCCCAAGAACUAUGAGUUCUUAAAAUCCAAGAGAGAGGAGUUUCAGGAAUAUCUGCAGAAACUUCUGCAACAUCCAGAACUAAGUAACAGCCAGCUUUUAGCUGACUUCCUAUCCCCUAAUGGAGGAGAGACACAGUUUCUUGAUAAAAUGUUGCCUGAUGUGAAUCUUGGUAAAAUCAUAAAAUCUGUUCCAGGAAAGCUGAUGAAAGAGAAAGGUCAGCAUUUGGAGCCUUUCAUCAUGAAUUUUAUCAACUCCUGUGAAUCUCCCAAGCCUAAACCAAGCAGGCCUGAACUUACCAUUCUGAGUCCCACUUCUGAAAAUAACAAGAAGCUUUUUAAUGAUCUGUUCAAGAACAAUGCAAACCGGUCUGAGAAUACAGAAAGGCGACAAAAUCAGAACUACUUCCUGGAAAUGAUGACUGUAGAAGGAGUCUAUGACUACUUAAUGUAUGUUGGUAGGGUAGUUUUCCGCAUUCCUGACUGGCUGCAUCAUCUCUUGAUGGGAGGAAGAAUUCUCUUCAAAAACACGUUGGAACUCUACACAGACUAUUACUUGCAUAACAAGUUAGAACAGCUAUUUGAGGAGCACCGGUUGGUUUCUCUGAUAACACUACUGAGAGAUGCUGUGUUCUGUGAGAACACUGAGCCUCGCUCUCUCCAGGACAAACAGAAACGAGCAAAGCAGACUUUUGAAGAGAUGAUGAGAUACAUUCCAGAUUUAAUAGGCAAGUGCAUUGGGGAAGAGGCUAAAUAUGAAGGCAUCAGGCUUCUGUUUGAUGGACUGCAGCAACCAGUGCUCAACAAACAGUUAACUUACGUUCUGCUGGACAUUGGGAUUCAAGAGCUCUUCCCAGAGCUGUGUAAGCAGGGUCCAAAGGAAGCAAGCUCUGUGUCAAGCUGGAUGUGAGUGGACACCCAGUAGGAUCUGCUGUGCACUGUUGUAAUGGACAUGUGACAUUUUAACAUUGCCUUGUAUAUUUUGUUGUAAAUAAUAUAAAAUUUAAGUUCAAAAAAUACCUUUGUGCAAUAAAGAUAUUAAAAUUUAAUACCGAUUGCAAGUAAAUAAAAUAUUUGUACUUUUAA